AAUAAUUGCCUUUUUUUUUUUUAAUAUCUUUUCCUAAUCCUACUUCUAAGUUUCCAAAAGAUACUGCUGUUUUCGUUGCUUCUUUCUGAGUUCCCAGGAGACAGGAGAUGGAGAAAGAGUGCAUGGAAGAAGGGCUGGCAAGUACUAAAAGGCCCCUGCUUCUUGGUGAGAGGAACUUCAUCAACAGUGACAAACCAAAGGGCGAUUCUUCCUUUACUCCGGUUCUCUUCCUUGGCGCCAUUGUUGCCUUAUGCGGCAACUUCUGUUUCGGAUUUGCUGCUGGUUACACAUCGACUGCAGAAUUUGAAAUGAUGGAAGAUUUAGGCAUGUCUAUUGCUGCGUACUCGUUUUUUGGUUCAAUAAUGACAGUAGGAGCUGCGAUAGGUGCUAUUUUAAGUGGGAAGAUGGCGGAUUUUGUUGGCCGAAAACGAACAAUGUGGUUAUCCCAGAUAUUUUGCAUCAUGGGAUGGCUUGGAAUAGCAUUUGCUAAGAAUGUUUGGGGGGUCAAUAUUGGAAGAGUAUCAAUUGGAUUCGCAGUUGGACUUAUUGCUUAUGUGGUACCUGUAUAUAUUGCAGAAAUAACACCUAAAAAUAUUAGAGGUCGAUUUGUAGUGACUCUUCAGUUGAUGAACUGUUCUGGCCUCUUAGCAGUGUUUUUCCUUGGAAACUUUUUUUCAUGGCGCACCGUGUCUCUAUUAGCUAUAAUUCCAUGUUUAAUGCAAGUUGUCGGUUUAGUCUUCGUGCCAGAGUCUCCAAGAUGGCUAGCAUCAAUUGGCAAGGAAAUAGAGUUUGAAGAUGCUUUGCGACGGCUUAGAGGAGUGGACGCCGGUUUUUCUCAAGAAGCUAUUGAAAUCAAAGAUGCUACAGAAAAUUUCCAACGCGGUGAAGCUGGAUUUCAAGGCUUGUUUCAAAAGAAAUAUGCUUAUCCAGUUAUGAUUGGAGUAGGGUUAAUGUUACUUCAACAAUUGGGAGGGAACAGUGUGUUUGCAGCUUAUCUUAGCACAGUGUUUGCUAAAGCUAAUGUCUCAACUACCAUUGGACCUACAGCAAUAGCCUUCUUACAGAUGCCUGCUGCUGUUUUAGGAGUGCUCUUGAUGGAUGCAUUUGGAAGACGAGCUCUUCUUAUGGUUUCUUCUAUUGCAUCAUGCCUGUGUCUGUCAAUCAUGGGGUUAUCGUUCUACCUACAGGAACACCAGUAUGCCAAGGAGUUCACUCCAUUGAUGGUGUUUCUUGGAGUACUGGGAUUUUCUUAUGCUUUUGCAAUAGGCAUGUCAGGAAUACCAUGGGUUAUAAUGUCAGAGAUAUUCCCAAUAAACAUCAAGGCCUCAGCUGGAAGCUUGGUGACUUUAGUCAAUUGGUCCUGCUCAUGGCUUGUGACAUUUGCAUUUAAUUUUAUGCUGGAAUGGAACUCAGCAGGAACAUUUUUCUUCUUCGCUAGCAUGUCUGCCAUGGCAUUUCUAUUCACUUGGAUAAUGGUGCCAGAGACUAAAGGACGUUCAUUGGAAGAGAUACAAGCAACGUUAAUAACUUAUGUCUACUAAAUUGUAAUAAAUAAGCUAUGUGCACUGAUAAAGAUAUCAAAUGACGCGGGGAGUGUUUUUGUUUCUCUGGCAUAA
Molecule: messenger RNA, 1616 nt
Organism: Populus euphratica (Euphrates poplar)
Lineage: Eukaryota; Viridiplantae; Streptophyta; Magnoliopsida; Malpighiales; Salicaceae
Product: sugar transporter ERD6-like 18
Exons: 18
Coding region: 108-1541 (477 amino acids)
Biological process (GO): carbohydrate transport; transmembrane transport
Cellular component (GO): membrane
Molecular function (GO): sugar transmembrane transporter activity
Source: RefSeq, a predicted model, not a curated record